GCAAAGCAACAAAGCAGAAAGAAACAGAAAUGCAAGAAAUUCCCAGCAAGAUCCUCCUUCUUCUUCUCAUCUUCUUUCUAAUUUUCUCACCUUCCACACAAAACCCACAAGAAGAAAUCUACUACUGUGGUAAAACUCCAAUCUCAAACCCAUCUAAUCUCAUAACCUGCAGAUCUGGAAAACUCUACUUCAAAACUUCAACUGGUAUCUUCCAUGUCUCUAGAACAGAGGAAGUGAAAUUAAGAGCUAGGGUUUCUAUGGAAGUCGAAGGUCACAUACCAGAUUUAUGUAUCGCUUGUGAGAGACCAGAUGGUAACUGUGGUGUUGCUCUAAGAUGUCUUUGUCAUCCUAAAGAAUGCAAGAAUAAAGUUAUCAAUUUUGGAACCAAGUCUCGAGCUUUAUCUGGUAACAUACAACAGCUUCUUCCACUUUUGUUGUUGGCUUUGUUUCUCGUGUGUUUUUGAUUUGCAAAAUUGUUUGAUCCUUAUGGCUAGUCUUUAAAACAAACAUAUGUAAUUCAGAUUUGGGAAUUUGUGUUUAGGUGUAGUUCCUGACUACAAAUUUGGAUAUAAUCUAUAGUUGUUUCAAUGUGUGUGUUGCCUUCUCCUAGGCUGGAUUAUGAUUUAUGUAUUUUUGUUAGACGGUUUUUUCAUAUAAAGACAGAAACCAAACUGAAUUAGAUUCUAGAGUAAAUAGCUAGGAUAGUA
Arabidopsis arenosa is the source of this 707-nucleotide messenger RNA. The record is from the annotation of a GenBank genome assembly. NCBI's taxonomy places the organism in Eukaryota, Viridiplantae, Streptophyta, Magnoliopsida, Brassicales, Brassicaceae.